CUUCGUUUCCCUUAUUCCCUGUCUGCAACAUCGAAUUGAAUUCCAUGGCGGCUGUGAGAAAAAUAAUUCAGGCCAAUAAAAAUAAAAAUUUGUCGCCAUCUCUUUUUUCUUUUCGCCGAGGAAUUGCUUACAAGCUUUUUGUUGGAGGACUGUCCUUCUGCACCACACAGAAAGCACUGUCAGAGGCAUUUUCCAACUACGGGCAAGUUCUUGAAGCCAAAGUUGUAACAGAUAGGGUGUCAGACAGAUCUAAGGGAUUUGGGUUUGUCACCUAUGCUUCAGCAGACGAGGCUGAGAAUGCCAUAGCAGAGAUGAAAGGAAAGACAUUAAAUGGACGUGUUAUCUUUGUUGAUUAUGCAAAACCCAAUACCAACAGUAAGGGUGCGAUGCCAAUUGCUAGAGGACCUCCUGAACCAACACCAGAAACUUGAUAUUAUGUAUUCUUGAUCGAGAGAGCUGUUGAAAAAUGGUAUCAAUCUUUCUUUCCUCAGCUCUUGCAGCAGUGUAUAUAGAGCCUUUCUUUUACUACAAAGCACUGUUCAGCACAAGUGAUAGGAUUCUUCAAUUAUAAUAGUACAGUCUUUGAGGAUUUUAUAUGGUUAUGAGCAGACAAUAA
This is a messenger RNA of Vigna umbellata (rice bean), 616 nucleotides long. Its product is annotated as RNA binding (RRM/RBD/RNP motifs) family protein. Lineage: Eukaryota; Viridiplantae; Streptophyta; Magnoliopsida; Fabales; Fabaceae. The record is from RefSeq and is a predicted model, not a curated record. Gene Ontology annotation, molecular function: RNA binding.